Messenger RNA from Lutzomyia longipalpis, 1796 nucleotides. RefSeq lists its product as uncharacterized. Gene Ontology annotation, biological process: sleep; regulation of synaptic transmission, cholinergic; positive regulation of voltage-gated potassium channel activity. Lineage: Eukaryota; Metazoa; Arthropoda; Insecta; Diptera; Psychodidae. The transcript has 3 exons. The record is from RefSeq and is a predicted model, not a curated record. Bases 117 to 572 code for a protein of 151 amino acids.
AUGAUCUGUCAUCAAAACACACAUACAAGCUCAAGUUUCAAUAAAUCGCAUCAACUUAAAAACUUUAAGCGUGGAUUUUCCCGAAUUUCCCUGUUUUUCGUGCCACACAUUCCAAAAUGCAUUCCAAAAGUGCCUUCCUUAUUGUUUGUGCAACAAUCCUCCUUGCCGUGUGUGUGCAGCAGGGUCUUUCGAUAAAGUGCUGGGAAUGCCGGUCGGAUGAGGAUCCCAAGUGUGGUGAUCCAUUCGACAAUAGCACACUCUCAAUCACCGACUGUGCUCAGUCACUACCAUUGGAACACCUUCCUGGGGUCAGAGCAACAAUGUGCAGGAAGAUCCGGCAGAAAGCUCAAGGGAAGUGGAGGUACUUCAGGAGCUGUGCCUACAUGGGAGAACCCGGAAUUGAGGGUGAUGAACGAUUCUGCCUCAUGAGGACAGGAACAUACAACAUCUUCCUUGAGUAUUGUACGUGCAACAGCAAGGAUGGCUGCAAUACAGCUGCUCUACCACGUCUUGGAGGCGCCACAGCUUCUGCCUUGUUCCUCGUGCCACUCCUAGCCUGGAGGUUUGGGUAAUGAUGAUUCAUUAAUUGCAAGUUAAUUUGUACAAGAAACGGGGUGCUCUCAUUGCGUUCAUUUAGUUAGGACUUAUACAUUUGCACGAUGAGGGACUAAUUUUGAAAUUUUGGGAUUCGUUGUUUUUAGUGUUUCAGUUGGGUUGAAAUUAGAGUAAAUCCAUAGGUCGCUGGUUCGACUCCGGCUUAAAUAACCAAAAUUUUCUCGAAAACGUUCUAAAAUCCGCGGAUUUUACUUUUUAUUUACGGAAAAAAAAACCUUUUUGAGUCUGUCUCCUUCAACAUAUUUGACAGUUCUAAUUCUCACCGCCAAAAUGCUUCAUUUUCACCACCCGAAUUCACCACUUCUUCUCUGGGUGGUAAAUUAAAGUUAAUUUCGUACCAAUUUCCAGAAGAUUUUCUUUAUUUUAUUUUCUGCGUUUUAUCAAUGAUAAAAAUGUUUUUUUUCUAUUUCUAAAAAUUCUGAUAAAUAUUUCAAUCAAUACUUAAUUAGUUUUAGAGUUUACAUUGAAUAAAAAAAAAUAUGGUCCUCUUGGCCAUUUUUUUAACUCCCAAAAUUUCAAAAUUAUCUCAUUGAAAAUUUCUUCAUAGAAAAUCAAAAGCAACAUAUUCCUUAAACAUUAAUAAGGAAGAUCUUGGGGCUGAAAGAUAUGGUUCAAUAGUUUUGAAAACUUAAGAAAUUUUCCUAUUUAUUCUAAAGUGAGUUUUGGAUUUUUAUUUAGAUUUAAUCACGUAAUUGUCUGGUGGAUUAGUUGGUUAAAGCUCCAUCUUUAUCCUUCCAAAUAACCAGGUGAAGUGAGAUUGAUUCUUGAUUCACAGAUUAUCUAAAAAAUUAUUAAAUAGUAAAAGUAUUUGGACGAUUCCUCAAAAUUUUAUUGGACCAUUUCUUAUCUCAGCUAACAGAGUCUCUUUGCACCAUUUUAUGUUGUUGUGUUCAUGUAAAUUUUGUUGGAGAGCACCCUAAGUAAUUAAGAAUCUAGCGCAUAAUAUGUAGUGCCUUCUUGCAAAGCGCACCUUACUCCAUGAGAAUCUCAUGAAAUUCUUUACUAUAAUACAAAAUGAGUAAACCAACCGUCCAAUUUUGUACUUCCAUAUCAAAUUUUUGAGGAUAGAAGUCAGAAAGAGAGAAAAUGCUGACAUUUUUUUCUGUAAUUAUUUUUAAUAGUGAGAUUUUGGUAUGUCAAAAGCAGUUUUACAUACAAUAUAAUUAAUAUAAAUUUUUAAA